Molecule: messenger RNA, 2197 nt
Organism: Molossus molossus (Pallas's mastiff bat)
Lineage: Eukaryota; Metazoa; Chordata; Mammalia; Chiroptera; Molossidae
Gene: TTC9
Product: tetratricopeptide repeat domain 9
Exons: 3
Coding region: 130-795 (221 amino acids)
Molecular function (GO): protein binding
Source: RefSeq, a predicted model, not a curated record
GCCACCGCGGGGUGUCACGGCUGCGGCCAAGCUUGCCAGACGCAGGGCAGGCGCCCGCCUCUUUUAAACCCGGGAAGGCGCGGCAGCAGCGGGCUGAUCACGGCGCGUGGGGCACCGGGCGGCGGCCGAAUGGAGAGGAAGGGCUCGGCGGCCGGGACCAAAGGGACCCCGAGCCCGCCGGUGGCCGGCGAGGUGCAGCGGCCGCCGCCGCCUCUGUGCGUCCCGGGCGGCGGAGGGGCUCCGGCGCGGGGCCAGGCUGGAGCGGCGGCCGAGCCCGCUGAGUUCAUCCGGCGCGCCCACGAGUUCAAGAGCCAAGGCUCGCAGUGCUACAAGGACAAGAAAUUCCGCGAAGCCAUCGGCAAAUACCACCGGGCGUUGCUGGAGCUGAAGGGGCUGCUACCGGCCCCCGGGGAACGGGAGCGGGACUCGUGUGCGGCCUCUCUGGCCGGGGCCCCCAACCCCGGCCGUCUCUCCGAGGAGCAGAGCAAGACAGUGGAAGCCAUCGAGAUCGACUGCUACAACAGCCUGGCAGCCUGCCUGCUCCAGGCUGAGCUGGUGAACUAUGAACGAGUCAAGGAGUAUUGCCUCAAAGUCCUGAAGAAGGAAGGGGAGAACUUCAAGGCCCUUUACCGGUCUGGUGUGGCCUUCUACCACCUUGGGGACUAUGACAAAGCACUGUACUACCUGAAAGAAGCAAGGACCCGACAGCCAACAGACACCAACGUGGUUCGGUACAUCCAGCUGACAGAGAUGAAGCUCAGCCGAUGCUCCCAGAGAGAGAAGGAAGCCAUGUAACUGCAGCACCUCUCGAGAAGACUGGCGCCCAGCCCUGGACUUGCAGGCAUCCCCUGGUGGAGAGCCCCUCCCUGGGCUCUAGUCCUUCCUCCCAACUUCUUCCUCAGCCCCCCUCAUCUCUUCCUCUAUUGCCCCUCAACGCUGUCUCCUCCUAGUGUGAAAGGAGAUGCAAAUUUGGGAUCUGGUGGGUUGCCCCGACAAUGGUGAUACCCUCUUCUCUAGGAGGUCAGCCACUGAGAGGGCCCUAACUUCUUCGGGGACAGCUGGGGAGGACUCUCCCAGGCCAGCAAUGCCUGGCUGCUGACAGAGGCAGGUGUACCCCCAGAGGCAGCAGGCACGGAGCCCACGGCUGGACCCUUCCGCACCUUUCUGAUGGACCGGGGCAUCUCGAGACAACUGUGACCAAUCCAGGGAUGAGACAAACACCUGAAUCAUUGGCUAAGCCAGGAGAGAGACUGUGAAUUUGUGCACUGGACUCCCCACCCCUACCCGCAGUAACCUCAGCCCCUCCCUCCCUUGUUGUCUUGGCUUGUGCUUUCUUCUCUCCCGCUGGGGAUCUGAGACUGUGCCAGGAUUCACAUGCCACUGAAGCCCACUCUCAGUGCCCUCUGGUGACCACACAUGCCAUUCUCCCUAGCAGGCAGCUGGGACAGCAGAAGGGCAGGGCAAAGUGGGCCAAGGGUUGACCAUGUGGGCGAUGUGGGGAGGGAGAGAUGACGUCUAGAGGAGAGAGCAUUGGAGAGACGAGGACUAAACUGUGGACUAAUUAAGUGUAAAUAAAAAUAAAUGAAUGGGCAGCCGUUCCUGUCAUUUCUGUUGGAAGCAGCCCACUUCCCCACUUUUACUCCCUCCCCCAACGUGCUCAGAGCUACUGAAGGCCAGGCAGGAUGGGGUUCCCCAAAGCAGUGGGCCGUUUGUCCAAGGUGCGCAAUGUAGGCUGCUGCCGUUGUGCUUCUCGAGUAGGCUGGGGAUGGGGCGGCUGCCCAGGGACUUGGCUUCGCGGGACUUCGUGGGCCUUGAACUGCCUCUGUUUGAUGACAUUAGCUGGACUCAAUAUCUAGCACAGAGAAUGUGUUCAACAAAUAUUUGUUGAAUGAAUAAAUUAUGACUGCAGACUGGCUCUCCUGCCUUAAGCUAAUUUUAUCCCAGCCUAGUCUCAUGAUAUCUAUGCUCUUUAUGCCAUGUUGCUUCAGUCCAGUGAGAAACAUUUCCCGAGGGCUUAUCGUUUGCCUAUCAUUGUGCAAUACUCUGUGGGACACAAGACGGAGUCCUAUGGAAGAGUGAGAAAUACUCAUGUGAGAUGGUUACCAAUGACACCUUUAAUUUAUAUGACGCUUUAACGUUUUUCAAAGCACUUUCAUGUAUUUUUCGUGUGAUUAGUGAAAGAGACGGUAUUGUACAA